AUGGCGGCCACCGCCCUGGCAGUUGCGCAGUCUGUCGUGGUUGUUGCAGAAGCAGACAACGGGCUGGGCCAGCACCUGGAUGAUCUGCGCCGCGAUCAUGUCACGUAUGUCCUCAAGUAUGACGCUGGCCAAAUUAUCCGCCAUCACGACACUCUGGGUGCUCGCGCCGCUGUAUCACAGACGCACCGUCAUCGUCACCUGCUCCUUCAUCGUCCUCUGGGCGUUGACGUCGAUCGUUCCGGCCCUUUUGCAGUGCGGGAUACCGAUUCCGUGGGAUUACAUGUCCGGCCAAUGUUUCCAGCGGGUAUGCUUGGGAGAAUCCCCGCGAGCGGUGUGCCGAUAUUGACUACUGUGCAGGCUGCCUUUUGGAUAUACGUCGCCGUCGGCGACAUCGCGACUGACGUUGCCAUUGUCACCAUCAUGCUCACCAUUUCCUUCAACCUCCAGCUACCAAUGUCGAAAAAGAUGCUGGUAGGAGGUGUAUUUGGGAGUCGCAUCUUAGUCACGCCAGCAAUCAUCGGCCACAUGGUCGUCUUUCACGACAUCAUCGACAAGGGCGACGCAACGUUCCACAUGGCGCUGCCCACCAUCCUGGCGCAGCUCGUGCAGUGCCUGAGCAUCUGCCGGAGAAUCGUGACCGCCUGCGCGCCGUACCUGAAGCCGUUCCUCGACAGCUUCAAGUCCGGCGCCAUGAUUGCGGUCGACGCCUCGUCGCAGAACACGGGGGCCAAGAGCAAGAGCGGCAGCGGCAAAUACGCAGCCGCGGCGUCGGCGCAGAACAGCAAGCAGCGGCGCGAUUCACUCUUGGGGCGAGGAGCGUCGCGCAGAGGCGACGGCGACAUUGAGCUGGGGAGCAUUCCUGCUUCCAAGACGGCCACGACGGUGACGGCGAACCAGGACGUCAGCGCCGAGGGCUGGGACAGACGCAGCCAUACGAGCCAGACGGUGCUGGUGCAGCAGUCCUGGCAGGUGGACAUUGAGGCCAAGUCGCCGAUCGCGGGCAGGAGAGAAAAAGCCGGGCGUGGCAACAACACCAUCACCGUCGUCAUCAUCACCAUCGUGUGCCUCGCUCGUCACCAGGUUCAUGUCACAAUGAGUGUACGACGAGAGGGCCAUGUCCUCGACGACAUGACGGGAAGCAAGUCUGCUAACCCUACCAUUACCAAUGCAUCCCAGAAAGACCUCCACGACCGCCAUCAGUUGGCACGGCUGGGCAAGAAGUCGGUCCUCAGGCGCAACUUUGGCUUCCUGUCCACCGUCGGCUUCAGCUGCGCCGUCCUCAUCACCUGGGAGGGCACGCUGAUGAGCUUCGCGCCCGGCCUUCUCAACGGCGGCUCCGCGGGCCUCAUCUGGGGGUUCCUGAUCGUCUGGCUGUGCAACAUCAGCGUCUUCACCACGCUCUCGGAGCUCCUCUCCAUGGCUCCCACCUCGGGCGGCCAGUACCACUGGGUGGCCAUGCUGGCGCCUCGCUGGUGCUCCAAGUUCCUCAGCUACGUCACCGGAUGGUUGACGAUAGGCGGCUGGCAGGGCGCGUGUGCGUCGGUCGGAUACCUCACCGGCACCAUGAUCCAGGGCCUGGUGGCCUUUAACCAUCCGCACUACGCGCCGCAGUCGUACCAGGGGACGCUGAUGCUGUGGGCGGUGGUGAUCCUCGCCGUGCUGUGCAACACGGUGCUGAGCGCUCACCUCCCCAAGCUGGAGGGCAUGCUGCUCGUCGUGCAUAUCAUAGGUUUCUUUGCCAUUAUUAUUCCGCUCGGUACUUUUGGAGCCCAUGGGAAUGCGAAAGACGUCUUUACUACGUUCCACAAUGGCGGGAACUGGUCGACCCAGGCUCUGUCUAGCUUCAUCGGAAUCAUGUGCGAAGAAGUUCGAAACCCAUCGCUUGUCGUCCCGCGGUCCAUCAUAAUCAGUAUCCUGAUUAAUGGUUCUCUCGGCCUUUCCAUCAUCAUCGCCAUGGCCUUUUGCAAUUCCGACAUUGAGGCGGCGUUGGCAUCGCCCUCUGGCUAUCCGUUCAUGGAAAUCUUCUACCAAGCGCUGGGCUCACGAUCGGGCACCACGGUCAUGGCCUCCAUCAUCAUCUUCAUGACUCUCGCCUCCGUCAUUGGUGUCAUUGCCACGACGUCGCGGAUGUUCUGGGCGUUUGCCCGAGACCGUGGCCUGCCCUUCUGGCGCACCCUGUCAAAAGUUGACUCUACUACUUGUGUUCCGGUCUGGGCCAUCCUCACCACGAGCACCAUAUCCUGCCUCCUUGGUCUCAUCAACAUCGGCUCACAGGUCGCUUACAACGCCCUCGUUUCUCUCUCCAUCUCCUCGCUGUAUUCGUCAUACCUCAUAGCCGCGGGUUUACUUCUGUAUCGUCGCUGCACUACGGGUUUCAGCAUGCCUGACCCGUCUUCUCUUCCGGCUCUGGCGGAGACGACGGGCAAGGAGUUGGUUUGGGGGCCAUGGCAUCUUCCAGGUAUUGGAGGCAUUAUUAACAACGUCAUCACUUGCGUUUACCUGAGCAUUAUUUUAUUCUUCAGCUUCUGGCCGCCCUCUUCGGAGGUUACGCCAGAAACCAUGAACUUUAGUGUACUGAUUACAGGGUCUUUGGUAUUAUUUAGUAUUGUGUACUAUCUAGUUUGGGCCAAGAAGGACUACAAGGGCCCUCUUCUGGAAACCUAG
Molecule: messenger RNA, 2664 nt
Organism: Metarhizium acridum CQMa 102
Lineage: Eukaryota; Fungi; Ascomycota; Sordariomycetes; Hypocreales; Clavicipitaceae
Source: RefSeq, a predicted model, not a curated record